Molecule: messenger RNA, 1942 nt
Organism: Aedes aegypti (yellow fever mosquito)
Lineage: Eukaryota; Metazoa; Arthropoda; Insecta; Diptera; Culicidae
Product: probable Xaa-Pro aminopeptidase 3
Exons: 3
Coding region: 90-1670 (526 amino acids)
Cellular component (GO): mitochondrion
Molecular function (GO): metalloaminopeptidase activity; manganese ion binding
Source: RefSeq, a predicted model, not a curated record
CUGUGACGGAUCUUCUCGGGCAGCAAAACAAAACAACAUUUGAAUCGCACAACGCAAUUUAAAAUAUUUAAAAGUUUAGUGUAAAAAGCAUGAAUCUGGCCCGGGGUUACCACCAGCUCCACUCGAAACGCUCGCACAUCCUUCGGGCUCUCUCGAUAUGCGAUUCGAACUUGAACCCCGGUCGUCACUGUUCCUCAAAUGCGACACCCGCCGGUAUGCCAAAAGUUCCACCAGCAUCAUCCGCCAAUGGGACGGAACCACUAGAUCUGAUUAAGCGGACGGUGUCCUACGGACAACCGAUGCCGGCCACACAUCCCCAUCUCCUGGGGGAAGAUGAACUGGUGACCGGGAUUCGCCUAGCGGAAGUGCAAGCUAGACGCCGGGCGCUUCUGGCGCUUGUCCGUAACCAUGCCGCGACCGGGCUGGACCGGAACAUGAAGGAGCACAUUGUGGUCAUACCGUCCGCGAACAAGAAGUACAUGAGCGACAAGAUUCCUUAUGUGUUCCGGCAGAAUUCUGAUUUCCUGUAUAUGAGUGGGUGUUUGGAACCAGACAGCGUUCUCACGCUGGAAGUGGACCAGGGAGGGAACGAGACCAGUACCUUGUUUGUGAGACCGAAGGAUUCCCAUGCGGAGCUGUGGGAUGGCCCAAGGACCGGGGUGGAGAUGGCCCCGCACGUUUUCGGAGUGGAUCAGGCUUUGAACGUAAGCGAGUUGAAGGGAUAUCUUACGAAGUACUCGUUCGCCCAUCCCCAAGGGCUGGUGUGGUUCGACGAGAAGGGUUGUGACCUGGGCGAUGUCCGGAAGAUGGUUGGGGACGUGAGCAAAUCGGGAGUGGUUCGCUCCCCGGUCGGAUUGAUUCAUAAGCUGAGGGUGGUCAAAACCCCAGCGGAAAGGGAGCUCAUGAGACGAACUUGUCAGAUUGCUUCGGCGGCCAUCAAUCGAACGAUGCAGGAGAGCCGGGCCGGACAGAGCGAACAUCAGCUGUUUGCCAAGGUGGACUUCUUCAGUCGGAUGGCCGGGGCGAGUUAUCUGGCCUAUCCUCCGGUAGUUGCCGGAGGAACGAACGCCACUGUGAUACACUACGUGAACAACAAUCAGAUCGUUAAUGACGGUGAGAUGGUCCUGAUGGAUGCCGGAUGUGAAUACGGAGGCUACACCAGCGACAUCACCAGAACGUGGCCAAUCAACGGAGAAUUCUCUGAACCGCAACGAGUACUUUACGAAUUACUCUUCCAAGUUCAGCAAGAACUUCUCGAAUGCCUCCAAACCGUCGGAGGGGAAACGUUGGACCAGCUAUUUGAUACGAUGUGCCUCAAGCUGGGCAAGUAUCUGCAGGAGGUGGGACUGAUCCCGAAGGGAGUGCAGGGCGUUGAGUUGGGCCGCGCGGCGUACAAGUUCUGUCCGCAUCACGUGUCACACUACUUGGGAAUGGACGUACACGACACGCCGCUGAUUUCAAGGAGUAUCUCGCUGGUGCCCGGGAUGGUGUGCACGGUGGAACCGGGCAUCUACAUCAGCCACAGGCGGAAAGACGUCCCGCCGGAGUUCCGCGGGUUGGGUCUCCGAAUCGAGGACGACGUUCUUAUCAAACCGGACCACCAGAUCGAGGUUCUCACCGAGGGGUGUGCCAAGGACCUCCGCCAAAUCGAAGCUCUCAUCGGAUCGUGAAAUUUCUACACAUAGACACCGCAAGGUACACUACAGGUAAGUAAAUCCGAAAUUCUUCCAAAUCCACUCUCUGCCGCCCAUUGAAGCGUACAACCCGUCGAUCGGAUUGAAAAAGACGAACAAAUUUGCAUCGUGUUACACGAAGGAGAUUGUAAAACAUCGUUAUAUAUUUUUCGAACACUAAAGCUAAGCAGUUUAACGAUUUCCUUAACACUUAUCACUCUGACUUAGUUGGUAGACGAGAUGCGAAUAAUAAAAAAAAUAGUAAAACA